Staurois parvus is the source of this 720-nucleotide messenger RNA. Lineage: Eukaryota; Metazoa; Chordata; Amphibia; Anura; Ranidae. The record is from the annotation of a GenBank genome assembly.
AUGGAGAUCUCUAAUGGAGGCUCUGAGGUGUGGUACAGCAAUGGGCCUGGCCUCCUCAUAUUGGACCUCACAUCUCUGAAAGUGACCAAAAGGUUGGAACCUUAUCUCGCACCGUCUUUCGUUAUCUCAAUGGCGACCAGCACAGACUGCAACGGAGAAGACACAGUUUGGUGCUUAGACGAUAAGACCAACACUUUAGUUAUGUAUCAUGCUGCUAGCUACCAACUCUGCGCUCGAUAUUUCUGCGGUGACUGUAGCCCCCUAAGGGAUAUGUUUGCUGUAAAGGCUACUUCAGACCUGGCACCAGUCUCCUUGCCAGAAAAAAACUGUGACCGGCAAUGCCAAUCCGAAGUUAGCAUCAUCUGCAGCCAAGAUCGAGGAGUGCAGCUCUUAAGCCACCAAGAUUCCCUCACCGACUAUUGUUCUGUGUCUUCAACUUCUUCUGUACCUCAAGGAGCAGCUAAGUCCUCCUCCAGCCUGCCCAGCACGCCGGUGAGUUACAACAGCACCCUCUUCUCCACAGACAGCGAGGAGCCUGAACUGUUACGGGAACAGAGGCCCAGGAUUCCUAGUGAAAGCUGGGGAACAAAAGCUCCACCUACAGAAGAGGAGAAGAUACUGAUGCAGGCGGUACGGGUCCUGGCCGUUAAGGAUUUGCUUUGGGUUCCCAGGCGGGGAGGUGACAUCAUCAUCAUAGGACUGGAGAAGGAGUGUGGAGGA